Metopolophium dirhodum (rose-grain aphid) is the source of this 489-nucleotide messenger RNA. RefSeq lists its product as uncharacterized. The transcript has a single exon. The coding region runs from base 1 to 489 and encodes 162 amino acids. NCBI's taxonomy places the organism in Eukaryota, Metazoa, Arthropoda, Insecta, Hemiptera, Aphididae. The record is from RefSeq and is a predicted model, not a curated record.
AUGACCAGCAAAGCCUUUCGUGCUUUGGGAUUCAAAAGGCGUCACUCAACCAAUUUUAGUUCUGCCAAUUGCCUUCUAGCUCUCUAUAAUGCUUUAGUCCGGUCGGUCAUUGAAUAUGGGUCUAUUGUUUGGUCACCAUAUACCACAGUUGAUAUUUGUCGGAUUGAUCGUGUACAAAACAGUUUUAUGCGUUUCGCCGGUUAUUGCCUCAACAUUCCUCAUCCACCACAUGAUUAUGGGCCAUUAAGUCAAGCUCUGAGACUAGUUCCACUUUCUGUAAGACGUGAUAAUUUUGAUAUCACUUUUAUUCAGCGUCUGAUAGAAGGGCAAGUUGAUGCCCCAAGACUACUUGGAGAACUUAGAUUUCGUAUUCCUAGUAACACUAGGCUUCAAUGUAAUUUUUAUAUACCCACCAAUAAAUCAAACUUCUCCAGGAAUGCCCCACUUACAAGAAUGAUGCAUAAUGCAAAUAAUCAUAUAGACUAUUAA